GAAGGAAAGCCUUGUUGUCGAGUGGGAAGUUCAGGAUCAGUUUCCCUGGUGUAUUGUUUUUGUUUCUUGCGAGUGUCGGGGCCACGACGACGUUUAUCGAAGUUUCUGGGUUUGUUUUGCCCGUCUUCGUUUUUCUUGACACAGUUGAAGAAUUGGGAAACGGGAGAAAGUCGCAGACAGAAGAAGAGUAUGCAGUCGGACACGGAUAAACGCAAGCAGAUCUCGAUCCGCGGCAUUGCCGAGAUCGAGGACGUGACUGCAGUGAAGAAGACGUUCAACAGGCACUUGCACUACUCGUUGGUCAAGGACCGGAAUGUGGCCACGAUUCGCGACUACUACUUCGCCCUGGCCCACACUGUCAAGGACCAUUUGGUGGGCCGAUGGAUCCGCACCCAGCAAAACUGGUUCGAGAAGGACCCGAAGAGGAUCUACUACUUUUCCUUGGAGUACUACAUGGGCCGGUCUUUGUCCAACACGAUGAUCAAUGUAGGCAUCCAGAGUGCGUGUGACGAGGCCAUGUACCAACUGGGACUGGAUAUUGAGGAGCUGGAGGACUUGGAGGAGGAUGCCGGGCUCGGAAAUGGCGGCCUGGGUCGCUUGGCUGCCUGCUUCCUGGACUCCAUGGCUACUUUGGGGAUGGCGGCCUAUGGCUAUGGAAUUAGGUACGACUACGGGAUUUUCGCGCAGCGGAUCCGUGCUGGCGAGCAAGUGGAAGAACCCGACGACUGGCUCCGUUUCGGCAACCCCUGGGAACGAUCCCGUCCCGAAUACUGUCUACCCGUCAACUUCUACGGCCGUGUGGAACGGGAUUCCUCUGGCCGAUCCCAUUGGAUCGACACCAAGAUCGUGUUCGCCAUGCCCUACGACAACCCGAUCCCGGGCUACGAGAACAACGUUGUCAACACUUUGCGACUCUGGUCGGCCAAGUCGCCGGUCUCGUUCAAUCUCAAGUUUUUCAACGACGGCGACUACAUUCAGGCCGUGUUGGAUCGCACACUGGCUGAGAACAUCACGAGGGUCUUGUACCCGAAUGACAACUUUUUCCAGGGCAAGGAAUUGAGGCUGAAGCAGGAGUAUUUCAUGGUGGCGGCGAGUCUGCAGGACAUUAUCCGUCGCUACAAGACGUCCAAGGCCGGCACUGACUCGGACAGCCGCACUUUCAAGAACUUCCCCGACAAGGUGGCCAUCCAACUGAAUGACACGCAUCCGGCCUUGGCCAUCCCCGAACUCAUGCGCAUCUUCCUCGACAUCGAGGGCCUGGAGUGGGACGAAGCUUGGGACAUCACGACCCGGACUUGCGCCUACACCAACCACACUGUGUUGCCCGAGGCCCUGGAACGCUGGCCAGUCUCCAUGCUGGAGUACAUUCUCCCUCGCCACCUCGAGAUCAUGUACUGCAUCAACCAUCAUCUCAUGGAUGCCGUGGCCAAGCGGUGGCCCGAUGACAUGGACCGCCUGCGUCGCAUGUCCCUGGUUGAGGAGGACGGCGAGAAGCGUAUCAACAUGGCCCACUUGGCCAUGGUCGGCUCGCACGCCAUCAACGGCGUCGCUGCUCUGCAUUCCCGUAUCCUCAAGGAAAGCCUCUUCAAGGAUUUCUACGAAAUGAUGCCAGAGAAGUUCCAGAACAAGACGAACGGCAUCACGCCUCGUCGUUGGCUGCUUUUGUGCAAUCCUGCUCUGUCUGAUGGAAUCGCCGAGAAGAUAGGCGACCAAUGGCCCGUGCACUUGGACCGUUUGCAAGAGGUCAAGCGCUUCAAGGACGACGCUGGUUUCCUUCGCAAUGUGCAGACCAUCAAGCAGGGCAACAAGCUCAAGUUUGCCGACUGGCUUCAGGCCAACUAUAAUAUCAAGAUCAAUCCGUCGUCCCUCUUUGACGUGCAGGUGAAACGCAUCCACGAGUACAAGCGGCAGCUGUUGUUCUGCCUUUACAUCAUCACGCUGUACAACCGUAUCAAGCGCAACCCGAAGGCGGCAAUUGUACCCAGGACUUGCAUGAUCGGCGGCAAAGCGGCCCCCGGGUAUUACAUGGCCAAGAAGAUAAUCAAGUUGCUCUGUUCCGUCGGCAACAUUGUCAACAAUGAUCCUGUCGUUGGCGACCGUCUGAAGGUGGUGUAUCUAGAAAACUACCGCGUAACUAUGGCAGAAAAGAUCAUCCCUGCGGCGGACUUGUCAGAGCAGAUCUCCACUGCUGGCACUGAAGCAUCCGGCACUGGCAACAUGAAGUUUAUGCUGAACGGUGCCCUGACUAUCGGCACUUUGGACGGUGCCAACGUGGAAAUGGCGGAAGAAAUGGGCCAAGAGAACAUGUUCAUCUUUGGCAUGAAGGUGGAAGAGGUCGAGGAGCUGAAAAAGAAGGGCUAUAACGCGAAUGAGUACUUGGAAAAAAAUCAGGAGCUGGUUCAGGUCAUCGACCAGAUCCGCAACGGAUUUUUCUCGCCCGGGAAUCCCGACGAAUUCAAGGAUGUCGUUGACGUUCUGCUCAAAUACGACAGGUUUUAUGUAUUGGCGGACUAUGAUGCUUACCUGAAGGCGCAAGACUGUGUGUCCGAGACUUACAAGAACCAGAAAAAGUGGACACAAAUGGCCAUCAUGAACAUCGGAUCAGCGGGUAAAUUCUCUUCGGAUCGCACAAUCGCCGACUAUGGUCGCGAAAUUUGGGGCGUGGAACCCUCUUGGGACAAGUUGCCGGCGCCACACGAACCUCGUGAUAUUCAGCUGGUUCCCGAGGCUGAAAAAUCCGCUGCUGCUGCUGCCCCAGCUGGCCAAAACAACAAGGCCCACAACAAGUAAACAUUCAAGAAAUUUCCCACCGACUUCAGACCCCUCAUGCUAACUUUCCUUUCAGUUUUUUUUGUCCCUCGUCUUUUUUGUGCAUGUGUGAUGUUUAUUAAGUCCCAGAGUAUCGAAAUGAGGGACUGAGUGCAAUAUUUUGAGAAAAGGCUGGAAAUUUCCUUAUGUCGCAACUGCCCCUGCAUAAUUUCCAUUCGUUGUAUGUAUUCAUAGACAGAGGUUUUUAUUUUAUUUUUUGUUAUAGCUUGCAGACUUGUCUAUUUGUUUUCCCCCGUCCGCAAUGGAAAUUUGGUGCUUUUAUUUCUUGAGUAGAAUGGCCUAUUUUUUUCGGGAAAUCAAAAGUGAGAGGAUAUUUGCAUUCCCUAAUGCUAUUGUGGAUCACAGGCUCGGAGAUUGAAUAAAAGCUAAUUUUAAAAAUC
Messenger RNA from Notodromas monacha, 3209 nucleotides. NCBI's taxonomy places the organism in Eukaryota, Metazoa, Arthropoda, Ostracoda, Podocopida, Cyprididae. The record is from the annotation of a GenBank genome assembly.